AUGGUGUCUAAUCUUGAAGAAGAAACGCCUGACAAAGAAAUUGAACAUGUGAGAAAGAAAUCAACUGAGCUGCUUGAGGGUACAAGGCAGGUACAAAAGGUUGCUACAGUUUAUGGAUAUAUAUUUGAUCUUUCGUUCAGAUGUCAAAAUCAAAUCCUCGUCUGUGGUUCUUACAGAAUCAAAAAGAGUUUUAAGAUUCGUGCCUUGGAUUUUGAUGGAAAAGAAGUUAUGUCGAUCCGCGUUCAAAAACAACCAAACUACAUCACACAAUCUCACGAUGAAACGAUUUUUUACACGUCAGAAAGUCAACAAGGUGUACAAAGAGUUAAAAAUGGAACUAUUGAGACAAUUACUUUAGACAGUUCUUGGAAACCAAGAGGCCUUUCCUGCAGUUCUGAUGAUAUAAUCGUAGCUGAGCAUAAUGAAAUGACAAAUCUAGGACGUUUGAGUAUCUAUACAUCAGAUGGUGAGAGGCGGAAAAUCAUUGGUGCCAUUGGCUCACACCAUGAACUCGUAAAGCCCACAUAUGUUUGUGUCAACAGUAAUUCGGAUAUCUGCACCUCUGAUGAAGGGAGACAAAUGGUUUUUGUGUUCAUUUCAUCUGGUGAUUUGAAAUUUAUGUAUAAAGGCAAAAAGGGAUUUAAGUCUUUCACGCCUCGAGGCCUCGCUACGGAUUGUUUGGGUAACAUCCUUAUUGCUGACUAUAUAAAUCAUGCAAUACAUGUGAUUGACUCCGAAGGAAAUUUUUUGAGAUAUAUUUUGAAAGACAUUAAUUUUCCUACUGCUCUGGCAAUUGAUGACAGAAGAAGACUCUUACUGGGACAAUAUCUAGACGCCAGCAUUCAAGUAGUGGAGUAUUUAAAACCUUCAUAA
Molecule: messenger RNA, 873 nt
Organism: Saccostrea cuccullata (small rock oyster)
Lineage: Eukaryota; Metazoa; Mollusca; Bivalvia; Ostreida; Ostreidae
Product: tripartite motif-containing protein 2-like
Exons: 1
Coding region: 1-873 (290 amino acids)
Biological process (GO): protein polyubiquitination; proteasome-mediated ubiquitin-dependent protein catabolic process
Molecular function (GO): protein binding; ubiquitin protein ligase activity
Source: RefSeq, a predicted model, not a curated record